Molecule: messenger RNA, 726 nt
Organism: Rhagoletis zephyria (snowberry fruit fly)
Lineage: Eukaryota; Metazoa; Arthropoda; Insecta; Diptera; Tephritidae
Product: mite allergen Der f 3-like
Biological process (GO): proteolysis
Molecular function (GO): serine-type endopeptidase activity
Source: RefSeq, a predicted model, not a curated record
AUGAAGUUUUUACUUUUUGCCUGUUUUCUGGCAAGUGCUGUUUUUGCUAAACCCCCAUCGGUUCAGCAAGGAAUCCAAAGUAACACCAAAUCUAUAAAUGCCUUUAUUGUUGGAGGAGAGGCGGCAGUAGACGGUGAUGCACCUCAUCAGAUUUCUUUUGAAAUAAAAGGUUUAAGUUUUUGUGGUGGCUCUAUUAUCUCUGAAAGAUGGAUUCUUACUGCUGCACACUGCAUCAACAAUGACGACCUGAACAAUCCAGGCCGACUUAGCAUUCGCUAUAACACAUUGAAAAAAGACUCCGGCGAGGUGAUCAAAGUAAAAAGCUUGAUAGUGCACGAGCAGUACUCAAAUACGACGGGUGACAAUGACAUUGCCCUCAUUGAGACGGCCACGCCGAUGACGCUUGGUCAGAAAAAUGCCGCUGCUGCAAAACUGCCGGCCAAAGGCAAUGAUCCACAGGAUGGAGACAUCUUUAUUUCCGGUUGGGGCAAACUGCACAUUGAUGACACGACGACUCCUGUUGAUUUGCAGAAGGUCACUGUGCCUGUCAUCAAACGAAGUGUUUGCGCAGAAAACUGGAAAGAAUUUAAUGUUACCAUCACCGAAAACAUGUUUUGCGCUGUAAAGAUGAGCACCGGAAGCGUCGAUAGUUGUGAUGGUGAAAGCGGUGGCGGCGCCAUUCAGGGAGGUGAGCUAGUUGGCGUUAUUAACAUUGGUCUUUGCGGA